CCCACACGAUAUGGGUGAGGUCAGACGUCACUUUCCGAGCGAUGGUCUCGUGGCUGUGUUAAGGGCAGGAGCGCGCCUAUGCAGUUCAGUUCUUUGUGUAGAACAAGCGCUGUUUUGUAUCUACAGUUUAGAAUCCUCCCUGCUGCAGGAAAAACCGGAGUAGUAUCUACACCGUUAUCACAGUGCCGAAUUUGCUUUAAAUAUGAGUACCGUUGUCUACUCUCAUAGAAACCAGGUUAUAAUGCGGGAUUAUCACAGAAGAACCACUUUUCUAUAGCCACUGUGCUCCUAAAGACUUGAUUACAUCAGCUUUAAGCCUGAUAGUUUGUAUUGGAACCACCGCUGCCUGAUCUAGGGGACACAUUGUCGGACAGCAUUUCUUCUCACUCCCUUCUCUAAAAAAGAUUCAGGAUCCUGGUCUAAUUUUCCGGUGCCUUGGAUUUUUCUUGGCUUUUCUCCACCUGUCGCCAAACUUGUGUUGUCAUUACAUCCUUUUUUAGGUUUUUAAAAAGGUAACAAAAUGAUUCCCAACGGAUAUUUAAUUUUUGAAGAUGAAAGUUUCCUUGAUUCGACAGUUGCCAAAAUGAACGCUCUCCGCAAGAGUGGACAGUUCUGUGAUGUCAGACUUCAAGUCUGUGGGCAUGAACUCAUGGCUCACCGUGCUGUCCUCGCUUGCUGCAGCCCCUACCUUUUUGAAAUCUUCAACAGCAACCCUGACUCCCAAGGGGCCUUCCAUGUGAAGUUAGAUGACCUGAACCCUGAGGCAGUUGAAAUAUUGCUGAACUAUGCCUACACUGCGCAACUGAAAGCUGAUAAGGAACUGGUUAAGGAUGUAUACUCGGCAUCAAAGAAGCUAAAGAUGGACAGAGUAAAACAGAUAUGUGGUGAUUAUUUAUUGUCAAAGAUGGACUGCCAGAGUUGCAUCACUUACCGUAACUUUGCAAGUUGCAUGAGAGAUGGACGCCUCUUGGAAAAGAUUGAUUCAUACAUCCAGGAACACCUGUUGGAAGUUUCUGAGCAGGAUGACUUUCUCAAACUCCCCCGACUGAAGUUGGAGGUAAUGCUUGAAGACAAUGCCAGUCUGCCUAGCAAUGGUAAACUGUACUCCAAGGUAAUCGGCUGGGUGCAGCGCAGCAUCUGGGAGAACGGAGAACAUCUGGAGAGCCUGAUGGAGGAGGUUCAAACGCUGUACUACUCAGCUGAUCACAAACUGCUUGAUGGGAAUCUGCUUGACGGACAGACUGAGGUGUUUGGCAAUGAUGACCACAUCCAGUUUGUUCAGAAGAAGCCUCUUCGUGAGAAUGACCACAGGCAGAUGAGCAACAGCUCCUCUGGAAGUCUUUCUCCAAGUGCUGCGAUGCAGCUGUGCAAGCACGAGUGGAAAUACAUUGCCUCAGAGAAGACAACAAACAACACCUACCUGUGCCUGGCUGUCCUGAACGGAGUGCUGUCUGUGAUCUUCCUGCAUGGCCGCAACAGCCCCCAGAGCUCCCCGUCCAGCACCCCUUGCCUGCUGAAGAGCAUGAGCUUCGAGGUGCAGCUCGAGGAGCUGGAGGAGAAGUUGUUGUCGCCCAUGCAAUAUGCUCGCUCAGGGCUCGGGACUUCAGAGCUCAAUGGCAAGCUGAUUGCAGCAGGAGGUUACAACCGUGAGGAGUGCCUUCGCACAGUGGAAUGCUAUGAUCCCAAGAAAGACUGCUGGACUUUCAUUGCUCCGAUGAGGACACCCAGAGCGCGCUUCCAGAUGGCGGUGUUAAUGGGUCAGCUGUAUGUGAUGGGUGGUUCAAACGGACACUCCGAUGAACUGAGCUGUGGAGAGACAUAUGAUCCAAAUGCUGAUGACUGGAUUCAGGUGCCAGAGCUACGUACAAACCGCUGCAAUGCAGGUGUUUGCUCGUUAAACAAUAAAUUGUACAUUGUGGGUGGAUCAGAUCCAUAUGGACAGAAAGGCCUGAAAAACUGUGAUGCAUUUGACCCAGUUGCUAAAUCCUGGACAAACUGUGCUCCUCUUAACAUACGGAGACACCAGGCAGCAGUGUGUGAGCUUAAUAACUUCAUGUACGCCAUCGGAGGCGCAGAGUCCUGGAACUGUCUUAACACGGUGGAACGUUACAACCCUGAGAACAACACUUGGACGCUCAUCACUCCCAUGAAUGUGGCUCGCCGUGGAGCAGGAGUUGCCAUCUACGAGGGGAAGUUGUUUGUGGUUGGUGGGUUUGAUGGCUCUCGUGCCUUGAGUUGUGUGGAGAUGUACGACCCGGCGAACAAUGAGUGGAAGAUGCUGGGCAGCAUGACUUCAGCUCGGAGCAACGCUGGUGUGGCUGUGCUGGGGAGGCUUAUCUUGGCAGUGGGAGGCUUUGAUGGCAAUGAGUUCCUGAACACCAUUGAAGUGUAUAACCCUGAGACCAAUAAGUGGAGUCCUUUUGCCAAAACUUUCAACUUCAAUUGAAUGUUUGCAGAACCUAUUUCAAACUAACAGGCUUAGUGAUGUAAUUGUGUUUUAGUGGAGCUGUACAUGUGAGCUGGGUUGAGAGGGGAGUUAGAAUCUGCGGGCGGGGGGGGUUGGGUUGCUGAUGGCAACAUAAAGCCUUUGCAUAUUGCAUAAAAUAUUUUUUGCUGUAAUAUAGUGUUUUUUUUUUAUAUAAUUCUGAAACAUUAGGUCACACACUUCUUGCAGGUUUGCACAAUGGUUUGUUAUUAGAAAAUGUAAUAAAUAUUGAGUUGAGGGGAAGGCCGGGAGAACUUAAGUAGAGCUAUUUGGAGGGGGGAGGGGGGAGGGGGGAGGGGGGAGGGGGGGGGCAAGAAGAAGCCUUAUUCAAAGAAAUUAUAUAUAAAUAUGGUUUAAUGUCAUUUUUAAAGUAAAGGCUCAAAUGCUUGCCAAUACACUGGUAUCUUUUGAUGGCCUUUUACAUAUCAUUUUUUUUUUUUUUUUUUUUUUUUUUUUUCACAGCAAUUUACCAAUAGAUUUGAAACAAGUGGCAGGUGCAAAUGUUUUGAAGCAUUUAAAUGAAAUGGUAAGAAGGAAGUGGCAUUCGCUUGCACUCCUGAUCUUUUGCUUCUGCUGCUUCAAAGAGAAGUACUUUUAGUACUGACAUUACGCAGAUUCUUCAUUUUGGUUUCAAUUGAUUUUCUGAAUGUUGAAAAUGUACUUAUGAUUCAGUAUUUUAAAAGAUUUCUUUCUCUCGUUUUGAAUUUCUAGAAUAAAUUUAGAUGUGAAUUGUUACAAGCUGAUAACAUUUGUAAAACUAAUAAACAAAUUUCAACCCAAA
This is a messenger RNA of Acipenser ruthenus (sterlet), 3266 nucleotides long. Its product is annotated as influenza virus NS1A-binding protein homolog A. Lineage: Eukaryota; Metazoa; Chordata; Actinopteri; Acipenseriformes; Acipenseridae. Bases 521 to 2446 code for a protein of 641 amino acids. Gene Ontology annotation, molecular function: protein binding. The record is from RefSeq and is a predicted model, not a curated record. The transcript has 15 exons.